AGUAAUAAACAUUAUAUUAAAAUUUAAAAUUUAAAAUAAAAAUAUUUUGAAGUUGCGACAGUGUGGAGGAAGAUUAAAUAUUGAAUUUCGGUGAAGAUAGUACUUUUAUAAUCACCGUCGUGUUGAGUUGUCGGAAAAAGACAGAAAAUGAAUAAAAGAAGGGAACCCUCCCUCUGUAUAAAAGAGAUAAAUCGAAAAAGAAGAGAAGAAGAAGAAGAAGAAAAUAGAAAGAGAUGGGUGCAGAAGCAAACGGCGGCGAGAAGCAACUGAAAUUUCUGAUCUACGGUCGAACCGGUUGGAUUGGUGGUUUGCUGGGUAAGCUGUGCGAAGAGCGAGGCAUCGAAUACGAGUACGGAAGCGGGAGACUGGAGAACCGGUUGUCAUUGGAGGCGGACAUAACGGCGGUGAAGCCCAGCCACGUGUUCAACGCCGCCGGAGUGACCGGCAGGCCGAAUGUGGACUGGUGCGAAUCUCACAAGCUUGAAACCAUCCGCACCAACGUCGUCGGCACUCUCACCCUGGCCGACGUCUGCCGUCAAAACAACCUCAUUCUCAUUAACUACGCCACCGGCUGCAUCUUCGAGUACGACUCCUCCCACACCGUCCGAUCAGGCAUUGCCUUCAAGGAACACGAUACUCCCAACUUCACCGGAUCCUUCUACUCCAAGACAAAGGCCAUGGUGGAGGAUCUGCUUCGGAACUACGACAACGUCUGCACCUUGCGUGUGAGGAUGCCCAUUUCCUCGGAUUUGUCGAACCCUCGCAAUUUCAUCACCAAGAUCACUCGAUACCACAAGGUUGUCGACAUUCCCAACUCCAUGACCGUACUCGACGAGCUCAUCCCGAUCUCGGUGGAGAUGGCGAAGAGGAAUCUGACUGGGAUCUGGAACUUCACCAACCCUGGAGUGGUUAGCCACAACGAGAUUCUGGAGAUGUACAGAGAAUACGUGGAUCCCAGUUUCAGUUGGAAGAACUUCAGUUUGGAGGAGCAGGCUAAGGUGAUUGUUGCUCCCAGAAGCAACAACGAGCUUGAUGCCUCUAAGUUGAAGAAGGAGUUUCCUCAUCUUCUCUCCAUCAAGGACUCCCUCCUUAAAUACGUCUUUCACCCCAAUUCCAAGAACCCUAAACUCCUCGUUUAACGUUCUUAGUUUUCAGAUCUUGUGUUGUUGUUGUUGCUGCAUGUCAUUUUCAAUCUAUCUUCUAUUUCUUUCUCCACGUAUCCUAUCAUUCGAGUCUAGUUCACUAUUUACGGAUCAUUUUUGUGUUUGUUUCUGACACACUGCAUGAUGCAUUAGCUGCCAACUGCUGGAUAUUUUUUAAAUAUAU
This is a messenger RNA of Vigna unguiculata (cowpea), 1326 nucleotides long. Its product is annotated as bifunctional dTDP-4-dehydrorhamnose 3,5-epimerase/dTDP-4-dehydrorhamnose reductase-like. The record is from RefSeq and is a predicted model, not a curated record. Gene Ontology annotation, cellular component: methionine adenosyltransferase complex. Gene Ontology annotation, biological process: S-adenosylmethionine biosynthetic process. Lineage: Eukaryota; Viridiplantae; Streptophyta; Magnoliopsida; Fabales; Fabaceae. Gene Ontology annotation, molecular function: methionine adenosyltransferase regulator activity.